AUGCAUCCAAUGGCUUCCAGUUCAAAUGCCCCACAUGUUGGUCAUGCAGCCGAGCCUCUACCAGAGCCCGGUACGUAUGAGGACAGGAUUCCACAGUUCACCAAUGAGACCAUGCCACCUAUCAAUGCAGAAUGGUCUCCAGAAGCUCUCAUAGUAUGGCUGUAUGACAGGUGCUCAGGACGUCUCAGUGCAAUCCAUGGUGCUCAAAGGGCCUUUGACUUUGGCUCCAAUUUGAUGCGAGCUUUGCAGGUGAGAACGUAUCCACCGGAGAGCAGCAUUCAUGUGGAUACGGUUGCGCGACAGCUUGCAGAAAGUUUCAACUCCAUGGAUGAUGGAGAGAGUUCUGAAGAGUUGGAGGAUGCAGAACAACGAAGAGAACGCUACAUCCAUAGCUUUAUGAGCGAAGUUUCAGAUCCCGAGUACUGGAUGGACAUCCAUCAUGGAGAUGCUGAGGUGGAAGGAUCAGAUGCUGGUUGA
Messenger RNA from Cladocopium goreaui, 477 nucleotides. NCBI's taxonomy places the organism in Eukaryota, Dinophyceae, Suessiales, Symbiodiniaceae. The record is from the annotation of a GenBank genome assembly.